Molecule: messenger RNA, 588 nt
Organism: Caenorhabditis elegans
Lineage: Eukaryota; Metazoa; Nematoda; Chromadorea; Rhabditida; Rhabditidae
Gene: ttr-33
Product: Transthyretin-like protein 33
Exons: 2
Coding region: 10-441 (143 amino acids)
Cellular component (GO): cell surface; extracellular region
Source: RefSeq, marked reviewed
ACAAAAAUAAUGUCACGACUCGCGUGCAUUUCAUCACUUUUCAUACUUUGUGCAAUUGGCUCCGAAGCUGUAUUCACCCAAUCAGCUGGAGUUAAGGGUGUUCUGAUGUGUGGAGACAAACCACUGGCUAACACGAAGGUGAAGCUCUACGAUGAUGAUACCGGACCGGAUCUUGACGAUCUUCUUGCCGAAGGAACUACAGACUCUCUUGGUCAAUUCCUUCUUACCGGACACACUUCCGAAGUGAUGACUAUUGAUCCAAAACUUAAUAUCUAUCACGAUUGUGAUGACGGACUCAAACCUUGUCAGAGAAGAGUCACGUUUAAUAUUCCAAAAUCAUUUGUUUCAUCUGGAGAAAACCCAAAGACUUUCUUUAACAUUGGAACUAUCAACAUGCAAAUUGAGUUCGAGUCAGAGUCACGUGACUGUCUUCACAGAUAAUAAUUGAUACUUAAAAGUAUUUUCAACUGAUCUCUGAUUAAUCAAUUACGUCAUCUUUUGUAUUCUCUUAUAAAUGCAUUUUACCCAUCUCCCUAUUUCUCUCAUUGAUACCCCUUUCAAGACGCAAUAAAUAAAUCAAUUGAUAGU